GGCAAAUGACAUGAAAUACCACGAGUCCCUGUCCGGAAAAUCUCACCCAGAUGAAGAUCGUCAGCGGAGCUCGAAGCAUUGCUCUCGGUCCAGAUCACGAUCAGUGGACCGAAAGCGCAAGUCAGUUGGACAUUUUAACUUGGGGAGUCUAUGGGAUUGACUCCCUUUUGCAGCCAGCCUCCAGCGACCAGUCGAUGAAUUACAGUUUUAGUCACUUCCGUGUUGGCUUCACGAGAGAGAGCGGGAGGUUGCCACUCGGCUUACCCCCAGGGCAUCCAAGAUGAAGGAGACAAGAGGCACAGACGAAGCCACAGCAGAAGCAAAGAGCGUGCUAAUGCACGAAGAGACACUCUGAACAGAAGACGCUGCUGACAGAUAGCAAAAUUAUAUGCCUACUACCUGGACAGGUAACUAUCAGUCAUUUAAACUUAUAUGCCUAUUUAACGAUAUGUUUUUCUCACAACCCCAGUUAUUGCCUUUUUUAUAGACACCAGCAGAAUUCCAAUAAAAAAAAUGAUUGGCCAUUCCCAAUGUGAAUGCAUGCAGAUUUGCACAGUAAAAAACAAUCAAAAAAAAAACAUUAAAUUGCGCGCACUGAAAUAUUUUUCAUAUAUAUUUGUCUGGUCAUAAGUGAAUUCAAAUUCUUAAGGGCAUUUUACGCUGUACACAUUGAACGCGAGUUUUCGGUUAUUUUUUGUGGGAGAGCAGGACAGGUGAUAGAAUGGGCUCAUUCACAUGAAUCAUGCCACUUUGUUAUGUACCACCGCAUUUUAUUCAUAUUAGAUUAUUUAAUUAAAUGUGUGUGUGUGUGUGUGUAUGUAUAUACACACACAUAUGUAUGUAUGUAUGUAUGUAUGUAUGUAUGUAUAUAUAUAGUGUAUGUGUAUGUGUGUGUGUGUGUGUGUGUGUGUGUAUAUACACACUUUACCUAUUCUGCCUUACAAAGCCUAAACACAGUGGUGUUUUUAUUUUUUUGGAUUGUGAAAGCUGCAUUAACUUCCACUCGAAAACAAAACUACAUUUUAUUCUCACUUUUGGUUGGUGGUGUUACUGUGUUUUUCCUUUGUAUAGUAGCAGUACUUUUACAUUUCUCAAAACAAAAUCCACACACUUAAUGAAGAAAUAUUACCUAACCUUAAAAAAAAAAAAAAAAAGGUAAUUUAGCUUUUACUUGCGUGCCUCAUGGAAUGCAAUAUUUAAACUGUAAUCACCUCAGACAUAGGAUGUUUUCACACUAUAGCACAAGUAAGCAUCAUUAUUUAACAUUGAAAUUUGAGAUUAAGUGGUUUAAACAGCUUUUUUGUAUGUAUAUGUGCCUUUACACAUAAGAGGUGGCAAGAUGGCAAGAAAAGCUUUAUAAUAUUAUGUAAAAUGCCCUUUAAAGUCAACAUAAAACCAAACCCAGUAUACUUUCGUAAUGUAAAUAAUUGUAAUGUGAAUUUUCUGAGGUAAAAUAAUAAUAAGAAUAUAUUUUAUUAAUCUUGAAUUGACCUGAAUGCUAGAAAUAUAUGAAAUAUGUAGAUGUUAAUUUACAAUAUUUUAUUUUCUAUUUUGAGUCUCUACCUACUGGAAACCAAGAUGAUGGUUAUUUUAAAUUCACUCAAGCGCAUCUUUACAAAUCCAUCACGACAAAGCAAAAUUUACAUUUGUCAGUUAAUUACAUUUUAAAGAAAGUUUGAGGAGAUAAAAUAUUUGUAGAGUAAGACCAGGAAUGUGUAAGUAAAUAGGGUUCAUUUUGAUUUUAUGUUGACUUUAUGUAGGAGAAAAACAGUGUAUACAAGAAAAAAAAUGCCAGUGCGAAAUCUGUGUACAUUUCUCGCAAUAAAGAUCGCCCAUGCUUUUUUUUUUUUGGUACUAUACUGGGUGUAAAUGUGCUGGUUUAGUGCACUCAUUUGUGUUAAAUGUAAAUGUAUAUGCUGCACUUGAAGGGAUUUGGCUUAGGGAUUUUUUCAUUUGAAAACUGUUUUUCUUGUCAGAAUUAUUUUGGCAAGUUUGUUCUUAAACUUACUAACUCUUUUUAUUGCACUAUUUUCCUGAAAGAGACAAAUUCUUCUUAAAACAGGCACGGAAGAAGGACUCUGAGAAAGCUCUGAAAUGUCAGAGCGGAUCAGAGGAGCAGCUGGAGAUGUCAGAUAAAGGCCGUGACAGGCUGUCUGAAGACAUGGAGGAGCGACAUCGCCGAAAAGACAAGAAAUCCUCCAGACCAAGAAGCCUAUCAAGAUCACGUUCAAGGGAAAGACGACAUCAUAAUCGAAACUGGGACAAAAGAAGAUCUCGCUCACGAAGCGGUGAAAGGAGAUCAAGGAGCCGUGACAAGAAGAGACGGGCAAGGUCUCGAUCAAACUCCAGAAGCAAGCACAGACAUCGCAGCAGGAGCCGUAGCAAGAGCAGGGAGAAGAAAAAGAGGUUAGAGAAAGCACGGAAAAAAAGUCGCAGUCGGUCAGCUAGUCCUGUGACCUUCAGGGGCAGAAACACAGCCAUGGAUGCUCAGGAGGCAUUGGCCAGAAGGUUGGAGAGAGCAAAGAAGCUUCAAGAACAGAAGGAAAAAGAGUUGUUGGAAAAACGGCAACAACAAGAGAAGGCAGCAGCAGCUCCACUGUUGUGCGAUACAACCACUGCAGCACCCAGUUCAAGCCUGAACGUUGCAGCACUGCUGGCCUCUGGCACACAGGUCACUCCUCAGAUUGCAAUGGCUGCUCAGAUGGCAGCACUUCACGCCAAAACGCUGGCAGAGACUGGCAUUGCUGUGCCAAGCUACUACAAUCCCUCAGCGGUGAACCCAAUGAAGUUUGCAGAGCAGGAAAAGAAGAGGAAAAAGUUGUGGCAGGGGAAAAAAGAUGGGGACAAGUCACAAACAGCUGAGCUUUGGGAGAAGCUGAAUUUUGGUAAUAAAGACCAAAAUGUGAAAUUUCGCAAAUUAAUGGGCAUCAAAGGUGAAGAAGAAGGUAGUUCAUCAGGAGCUGGUAACGAAGAAGGUCUUAAAACCUUGCAACAGCAGGAAGAGAUGUUCCGAAAUUUGGACGUCCAGUAUGAGAUGGCCCGUUCACAAACACACACGCAGAGGGGAAUGGGCCUAGGUUUCUCCUCUUCAUUUUCUUCAAGGGGCAUGGAUGCUGUCUGAACAUUCUGUAUUUGUGCUUCUCAUUUUUGUACAUUCUGUCUGAUGUUACCACUGUAAAGCUGAUUUUUAUGUGUUUGUAGAGAAUACUGGUGCAUUAGCCUGCAUGUAUGAUUCAUCAGGUCUGUCAUUUUAUUCAUUUUGGAAAUUCACAUGUAAAUACAGUUGAUUGCUCAAACAUGUAUAGUUGCUUGGUCUCUGAAGAUUGCAUUUAAUAUUGUAAAGCUUUUGUUUGGAUUUUGGGAGGGGAAUGUGAUUGUAUAUUUGACUGUUUGUAUUGAUACUGUCUGAAGUUAGCGAUUCCUGAUAUAUCAAUGACCAAUUGGUACCAGGGGCUAUGAUAUAUUGUGCUUCACAGCUUUUUGUGAAAUAAUUACUACAUAUAUCAAGGACACAAAUUAAUAUGACAGACUGUCAUCAGUUUGAGUUGGGGGGAAAAAACACUGCAAUUUCACAGAACAAUAAAAUUAUUUAACAUACAAAA
Messenger RNA from Carassius gibelio (silver crucian carp), 3602 nucleotides. RefSeq names its product arginine/serine-rich coiled-coil protein 2. Lineage: Eukaryota; Metazoa; Chordata; Actinopteri; Cypriniformes; Cyprinidae. Bases 2126 to 3121 code for a protein of 331 amino acids. The transcript is spliced from 10 exons. The record is from RefSeq and is a predicted model, not a curated record.